AUGCCGCUCCCCCGAACCAUCGCCGAACCGUACGCGCACGACGCGCUCGUCUUCCUCCCCGUCUCGGACCCAGUCCCACGCUCGCCCGCCGCGGAUGUGCCCCUACUCGCAGCGGCGUUGGAGGCGCAUCUGGCUGGCAGCAAUACCCCUCUCCCCGCCAUUACGGGGAGUAUGCGCACCGCCCAGCGGAAUGCUCAGGCGACGCAGAACGCUUCUCGCCUCGGAGCAGCUCGGGCCCGUGUAGGCCUCGAUGAGGCGGACGUACAACUCCGUACAGCCGAGUACGAGCUCGCCCGCGUGCGCGAGGAGAUGGCCGUUUGUCGCGCUUAUGAGCCGAUGUACGAGACGAUUUGCAUGGCGUCGGAGAACGACUUCCUCGCCUCGGCCGACCCUGAAGUGCUGGCUAUGCUACCACCGGAGACUGACGCCAUGGGGCGCAAGUACGCUAUCCUGCUUGGCCGGCUCGAGGCUGAGCUCGUCCAUGUUCAGGCGCAAGAAUCGCAAGUGGCCGAGAUGUCUGCGCAGCGGGAUGCACUGGUCCGUUCCCGCCGGGAAAUCGUCAAGAAGGCUGAGGCGGUCGACGCGCUCCUCUCUGAUUAUUCCAAGACGACUACGGCCAUGGCGUCCAAGAUACGCGAUGUUGUGCGGGCUGCUGAGAAGGAUAAGGACCAGGACAAGGAGGACAAGGAGAUCAAGGCGUGA
Messenger RNA from Cutaneotrichosporon cavernicola, 702 nucleotides. RefSeq lists its product as uncharacterized. The record is from RefSeq and is a predicted model, not a curated record. NCBI's taxonomy places the organism in Eukaryota, Fungi, Basidiomycota, Tremellomycetes, Trichosporonales, Trichosporonaceae. Bases 1 to 702 code for a protein of 233 amino acids. The transcript is spliced from 4 exons.